This is a messenger RNA of Paralichthys olivaceus (Japanese flounder), 5242 nucleotides long. Its product is annotated as SITS-binding protein. NCBI's taxonomy places the organism in Eukaryota, Metazoa, Chordata, Actinopteri, Pleuronectiformes, Paralichthyidae. The record is from RefSeq and is a predicted model, not a curated record.
GCGCACGGAGAGUUUGCGAGCACGCAUGGGGGUCUCUCCCUUUCCGGCUGUCCAUGGCCUCCUCGCCCCGGCGGGCAGCUCCAAGACUCUGCCAAACCUCCCUGAUCUCCCUUUUGCCUCUCUCUACCUUUCCUGUGAAGAAACAAGCCGGCGUUACGUCAGAAAGUGCAGGGCAAGCAACACUGCGUCUUAGGAGCUAUUCGUAGGCAUUGCUGCCAAACCCGGCUUGGGGCUGCUCACGGGCUCACUGCAGCCAAUGCAAUUUACAAAUCCAACUCAUUUAAAACUGCAGCAGUAUGUGGUCUCUGUUGCUGGCACAAUUGCGCAAAAACCCCAACAGUUAAAGCGCUUUAAAGAUAAGAGGAAAGUAGGCUGGUUUGCCCCGUAGCCUCACUGACAACACCAUGACAUGAUGAGGCAACAGAGAUUUCUGCAGCAUUUUUUGUGUUUGAUUCUUUGCUGAUCUAAAAAAAAAAAAAAAACAAACAACAUGCCCCACGCUCGAAAUAGGAACCCAAGCCCCAUCCCGGAGGUAACAUGGGACACGGGAUUGAAGGAGAUGAACGAGACCUGGAAAGGAGCUAUCGCCUGUCUCGGGGUGGCCGUCUUCUUCGUAAUGACCAUCGGGAUCAUAUACUGGCAAGUGGUGGACCAGCCCAACAAGAACUGGAUCCUCAGGGGGACUUUUAGCGGACUGAUCUGGGAGAGGAGAACCCACUCGCUGGUCAUACAGACCCUGGCGGAGGACAAGACCUUUGUGGAGAUAGAUGUCGGGAACGUGGGGAACCCCGACGCCGAGGUUCCCUUCGUGAGGAACCUGUGCUGGCUGAACAAGACGGAGUUCUGUUAUACGUGGGACGCGGUGGCCGAGGUGAAGAUCUCGCUGGAGGUGAAUGAAGAGACGGAGACUGAGUGCUACAGCAUGACUUGGGCGCCGGUGCACUGUCAUGUGGAGCUGAAGGACUGCUUCUCUAUGACCAAUGUAUCCUGGUACGGCGGAGCCAGUGUCCGGGGUCAGACGUGGCCCAUCAACGAUCAGAACGCCACCAUGCAGCCCUUUGUCGUCAGCGACCUGAAGGACAAUCCUUCUGGCUUCGGCUCUUCCCUGGAACGCUACUUCCUGGGUUCAUCAGGUGUUGCGGUCCUCGUGUCCCCCGACAUCCCCCUGCAGCUCGGGGUGGACAGCAGACAGCAGUUCUGCCUGCAGUCACUGCCCAGUAUGGAGCGUCUCCCUCUGCAGUACACCGUGUGUGUGGCCCGCGACGUGAAAGCUGCUCACCAGGAAGCCGUGCAACAGCUCUCCCAGCCCGGCAGGGAGCUGCCCAACAUGAAAGCGCUGUGGCUGCCGUUCUGGAAGCUGCUCACUAACGUGGACUCGGGCCCGAAGGUGGAGAGGGAGCUGAGGAUAUUCUCCAAUCGUCUGAGGAGACACCGGCUGGGGGAGGGAGUCAUCAGCCUCAAUGAACAUUCCACCACCCUCCUCUCUGAUAUGGACCAUGACUACCUCAAAGUCAGGAAAAGGGGGAUGUCCAAGAGACUGACCAGGGACCUCCCGCUUGUCAAGCUUCUUAACAUUUCCAUCACCCUGUCCCCUUUCCUGGGCGUGGACACCACACAGUUCCACACCUCCCUCAUGGACGGCACAGAGGCCUACUGGCUCAGCCUCCCCUCAGCCCCUCAGGGACAACUGGUCCCGGUCAUGAGUCAGUGGCGAGGGAAGUUCUGCGUGAAGCUGAACAUCACCAACCCGGGAGCGGUGAGCUGGUUCCUGGACAGAGUGGGAUCCCUGCAGGCCCAACUGGGGAUGGAGUACAUCGUGCUGGAGGGGGGUGAGGGGAACGUGUUUGAGAAGCAGACCCUGCGGCCACCACAGGAUUUGAGUGGAGACAAGUAUAUCAGCCUUCUUGCUGACCUGGCCACAAGGAUGGGAGACUCCACCAUCGUGACGGCAGGGACACGGUCGAGCUACAAGCCGCUGUUUGUGAGGAUGACCCCCCUGCAGUCCGACUGGAGCCCGAUGGGCCUGAAGGGCAUCAUUCCCUCCCUGCUGCACCACACUGUGCUGGGAUACAACUUCCUCAUUCCUGAUGCAGUAGGUGGCUCUCUGUCUGGAGACCUGGUCACAGAUGAGGAGUUGUUCAUCCGUUGGUUGGAAAUCGCAGCCUUCCUCCCUGUAAUCAGCUUCCACACGCCCCCCUGGGUCUGCGGGGAGGACCGGGUGCUCAACCUAACCCGGACCUACAUAGCAAAGCACCAGAGGGAUGUGGUCCCGCUGAUAGAAGAGUGCGCUGAGGAGUGGCGGAUGACGGGAAACCCCAUCUACCGGCCGAUGUGGUGGCUCAGUCCCAUUGACCCCAUGACCUUCACCAUCAAUGACCAGUUCCUCAUCGGAGACAAGGUCCUGGUGGCACCGGUGGUGGAGCAGGGGGCGGUGCAGAGGGAUAUUUAUCUACCUGACGGGGGCUUCCAGUGGCAAGACAGCCGGAACGCUCAGGUGUUUGACGGGGGGACGUUCCUACAGGACUACCCUGUGCCCUUGGAGGAGGUGGCUGUUUUCUUACGGAGAAGCUGAGUCGUGUGAAUGAUCCGCCCGAACCUCACCUGACUUAUCCUGUUACUGUUUUGAAUCAAAUUCUUUUUCUUUUCUUUUUUUUUUUUUAAAUACUUGUGCUGUUCUAAACUUGCACUUUUCCACUAAAGACCAUUGACCCUGUCUCAAGACUUGAGAUGAUAUGUAGAAAGUUUUUUUUUUUUAUACUUGCACUUUACAGUUCAAAAUUAUUCGUAUGGUUUUUAUCCUUUGUGAUGAUUGUUCUUCCUUUUUUAAAAAUGUUCAUUGGUUUUACCUCUCGGCUGAUUUGUUUCUGGACUUUUUUCCUGCCUCUUUUUUGUUUUGUUUUCGGGGGGUAUGUAACUUCAGAGGAAUCUGUGCGUUUACAUACUGAAUUUCUACAGUCUUUAAUUUUUUUAGUUGCUGCUGGCUCUCUUGAUAAGGAGGAACAAAGCAAGCGCCUUGUUUGCUUCAAAAGAAUCUGAAUCUCUCAAGAAGACCAAAUGAAGAUAUAGUCGGACAGGGGAAGACGUUUGAACGGGAAAACGCUCACUGGGAUGAAGUUAGCUCACAGGAACCGACGCUCCGUGGUACCGUAUGUCUUGCUCACCCAUUGGAAAGGCCUUUACUUGAACUUGUCAGGCCAAAGGGCUGGUGUUUUUAUGAAUGUACCUCAAGUUAUGGUUUUUCACUGCUUUGCAGAGUCAUCACACACGACGACCUUUUCACCCCUUUAGCACUUAUUCUUAGAAUAUCUUAAAUUAAUGAAAAAUCAACAUACCACUCUGUUGGACACCUCUGGAUGUCCUUUAGUACUGUAGGCCACAAGAAGUUGAGGCCAUGCUACUGUCAAUGUAACUCUGACUAUAUUUGAAUUUACAUUAGAUUGAAAUUUACUAACCUGCUGUAGUCAGGGCUUUUAAACGAGCUGCUUCUCUUUAAAUAACUGUUGUGUUGAUAUGUUCUUUCGUCAGUGCCAGAGGAAGUGCUAAAGAAAGCCUUGUUGACACAACACUACGGAUGUGGAAAGGAUAUUUAAGAUAAAUAGUGUUGACAUUUUAUGGACUUAUUUGCUUCUCAUGCAGAGGGUUAGAUGAGACGACCGAUGACGCUGAGUGUAGAGACAGGAAAACUGCCGCUCUGGUCUCGAUCUAACAAAAUCUGACAACCAGCAUAAUGGUGUCUGGUUUAUUUAAUCCUUUGGUUUUAUGCUAAGCUAGGCUAACUGUCUCCUGUCUGUAGCUUUUCCAGAAAGAUACGAGCAUGAUCUCAAACUUCUCUUCAAACUCUCAACAAAAAGGUGGAAACUGUGUGUUUCCUAAAUCAUCAAACUGUUCCUCUAAUAGGACAGAAUUUGGGCUCUUGAAACCCUAGAGGACAUAUGUCCAAUGCUCUCCGAAGUAUAUUGCAGCCAUGUUUGAUUUACCUGAUGUUUAAAGUCACUGAGGUGCAUAAACCUUCAGUAAUUUGUAAAAGUAAUUACAUUGCUGCCGUCAUGUGAACCUACACAUAUCCUUCACUUUGGACUGAUCUCACAUUCACUUCCAUGGAAAAGAAAAUGAGAUCUAAAUCAGAUAACUGAUUUUAUUUUAAGACAAUAUUGAACUAGUAGGCACUCAGUGCAAACCUCCGCCAGGGCCCAACAUUCCCUUAUUAAAACCACUAGAUCCUGAUUGUUAUUUAGAUCUGCACCAAAUACCACACACUCAUAAUUUUCAGGCCCCUUAAUUAAAAAAACAUGAAUUACUCGACGAAAGUGUUAAAAAUCUCAUUUAGAGGGUUCUUUCCUGACCCACACCACAUCCUUCCUCCAAGUUUCACGAAAAUCCGUCCAGUCAAACGCAGAUGAAAACCUAACCCCUCUGGCGGAGGUAAAAAUCAGCCCACCGACAAAUCCAACAACCUUUGCACCACGACACGACGCUGUGUGUACAGUUAGCGAACAGACAGUGCUUCUCCUGAUUGAUUUGUUCUUCACGAGACAAUCUUAACUAACAGUGAUGAUCCUGGCUGCAGAUUUAUAACUUAGCAAACGCUUUACCACUAAACUCACUGUGUAACUUUUAACGAGUUUACUGUAUCGACUCCAAACACUCAGGUCUAACUGAAGCUUAUCAAAUCACCGAAUGUCUUAGUGCAACGCAGUAAGUUGUGAACACGUCAACGUCUUAAUCUCUCCUGGAGCUGAAUGUACAAUGGACAAACUGUGACUCCCCCCCACCCCCUCCGCAGAGCUCCUUCUCGUGUGAGGAGCUUUUCUAGCUCCCGUUCUGAUGCUUUUUAUGGAACGCUGUCGUAUAUUCACGUUGAAGUUGCAGGAAAACGCUUUGUUGUGUUUUUAUUCCUUCCCUCCGCAGACUGAGUGAACACGACGCCAUGUGCCUUAACAUGCCACUCUUACGUCUGGACAAUGCAAGUGUCUGGAUUAUUGCAGAAUCAGCAAUGUACAUAUUACGAUGACUGUGCCAUUACAAGUGUUUUUUUUUUCUCUUCUGUAAAUCAGAGAACUUAGAAUGACAACGUUGCAAUAAAGUUUACAUUUUCUUACUUCACUCCCUCGUCUCGUUCAGUUCGUGCUUGGUUAACGACAGCGUAGUUGUCUAUGUUAGAAUUGAACCAUGGGCCAUUAGUUUUUAUUUUUAUUAUGUAAAAUGUGCCUUUGUGUGUUGGACUGUACAGGCAGUGACACCA